Molecule: messenger RNA, 1128 nt
Organism: Phymastichus coffea
Lineage: Eukaryota; Metazoa; Arthropoda; Insecta; Hymenoptera; Eulophidae
Exons: 2
Coding region: 1-1128 (375 amino acids)
Source: RefSeq, a predicted model, not a curated record
AUGUCAGACCAAUCAGAAGAAAUCCUGAAUGAAUCACACGAUAUAAAGCCAUUAAUGAAAAAUUAUUUUGAUUACAAUAAAAUAGAACAAAUUAAGCAUGGAAUGUGUUUACUUUGCGGAAAAAAUUCUAAAGGGAAUUACAAAGUUUGUAUACCAAUGAAAGGCAGCAAUACCAGUGGAUUAAAAUCUCACAUUCAACGUCACCAUAAAAAAGAGUAUAAAAGAUUAUUUCCAUCUAAUACACUGAGUACAAGUGAAACAUUGAGCAACAUUAAAUCUCAAAGGACACUGGACUCAUUGUUAAAAGAUUCAGGCAAAAAAGUAGAUAAAAAUAGAAUGAUAGUAACGUGGUUAUCAUUUAAAAAUCUGCCUAAAAAUUUUUUUGAUGAUAUGGAGACACAGAAUUUUGUUGCCUUUAUCAACGACAAAUUUUCUGUUCCUAAUAAAUCUCAAGCCAGCAUAAUGAUAACAGAAGAAUUGAAAAAAAUGCAAAAUAAUGUCAAAGAGUUAUUAAGAAAAAAUGAUUCUAAAUUUGCUUUUACUUUAGAUGCUUGGUCAGGAAAAACAAGAAAAUCUUAUUAUGGAGUGAGUGUACAUUAUAUUACUGAAGAAUGGAAUUUACGCUCCUUCACUCUAGAUUUUGUGCCAUCCAAAGGAAAGCAUUCUGGUGCAGAUAUAGCUCGAAUUUUCUAUAACAUUUCAAAAUUCUACGAUGUAACAGAUAAAAUAGCAGGAAUAACAUUGGAUAAUGCGUCUGCAAACACAACUUUUAUUUCCGAAUUAGGUCAAUUACUAAGAGAUGAUGAUAUUGAUUUUGAUAUACAAGACCAACAUUUUCGAUGCCUAGCGCACGUUUUGAAUUUAUCAGUUCAGGAUAUCUUGAAGUUAAUGAAAAUUAGCAGUGAAAACGUAGAUGACUCUAUUGAAUAUUCUGAAGGAGAAAAUUCAGAUAUUUCAGAUGAAGAAAGCGAGGAUUUUCAGUUAAAUGAUUUUUCUAUAGCGAAUUUAAUUAGUAAAAUACGACAAUUGCAUCGUAAAAUAAGAAAUUCAGAAAUACUUUCCACAAAGUUGCAAAGCUGUUGUAAUGCUUUCGAUGUAAAAUUCAAAAAACCUAUUUCUGACUCGUAG